Molecule: messenger RNA, 1984 nt
Organism: Haliotis rubra (blacklip abalone)
Lineage: Eukaryota; Metazoa; Mollusca; Gastropoda; Lepetellida; Haliotidae
Exons: 6
Coding region: 158-625 (155 amino acids)
Source: RefSeq, a predicted model, not a curated record
UCCGUCUCUAAAAAUCGCAGAUAGAGCCGGAAACCAGUCCAACCAGUGUACACGGAAGCUGUCUGCUAGGGAAGGGGGCGUGGUCUGCGUAGUAAAUGUAGGCCAAAGAGAGUUGUAAGUUUCAUAGGAGAAACUUCAUGACAGAACCUGUGUUGCCAUGGUGAUCCUGACGCUGGCCAGUAGUGUCCAGGCUCCGAUACAGAGUGUUCUCCGGCCGUCCAUGUGGGUGCCAAGAGUCCGCGAUCUUCACGUCCACCGAGAGAAAUGGAGAAUAGACCAGUCUUCCAUGGACUUCGUGGAGACAGUAAAGAAGGGCCUUGCCACCAUGAUACAGGAGGACCAGCUGGGAACAUUCUACGAUAUACACAAGAUUGAGAAGGACUUUGUGAGAAUAUUUGCCUUUACCUGGGCAGAAUGGCUGGAUAUUGUUGAAAUCAAACUGACUGACAAUCAUGCUGAGGUUGUGUCAUUUUCCAGUGGUUUGUUUCCCCUGUCCAUUCCGUUUGCCUGCAUAUUAAAUGUUGCUCUCUUCUGGUGUCCGUUCUAUGGACACAAAUUUAACGUCAACAGACUGGAGAAACUACGCACUGCUAUGGGAGUCAAUCUCAGUGUCCAAGAUCAGUGAUGACCGACAGUAUGGAAGAAUACACAUUGAAACUAAGCUUUAAGUGGUUAUCAUCUUACAUUGCAUUUAGAUGGUCAUACAUUCUACAAAUCAAUCUUGUGAUCUCUUGUGUAAGUCUAAGUAACAAUAUGGACUUAUAAUACAUGUAGUCUCCAGUUACUGUAAGGGUACAUGAGUUAGAGUAUACAAGGGGGAUAGUUCUGUGGAUAUGCAAUGUGUAUAUGCAUAUACAUGUAUAGUAAACUUGUAUAUCUAUAGAACUAUACCCCUUGUUCAUCGCACCCACUUCUAAAUGCCCCUCAAAGGAGUUUCAUCAAUAUUAAGACCAGGAUUCAAAACACAAACUGAUUUGCAGAUUACUCUCAUUUUAAACACUUGUAUGUUAGCUUAGGAUUCCAAAUAUAUCUAAUCUAAAGCCAUGGGGAUUCCAAGUUGGAUUUGGUCCCUAGCAACCAAUUCUGGUUGUCAGAGGUGAAGAAAAAGUUUGUCAUCCUCUGUGACUCGCUUGAAGGCUUGGUACCUGAUGGCUACCAUCAUUGCUCACAAUGUCAAUCAUGGGAUUGUCUGGCCCAGCCUGGUAUUUCACAGGCCACCAUCAUACAGCUGGAAUAUUCCUAAUUGUGACAUUACACAGCAACCACAAUAACAUGCUGGUGGUAACCGGAAACAAUGUGGUACCGGUAAAUGUUGCUGAUUUGGUUGAUGCAUGCCACUGUAUCGCAAAUUUAUUGCACACAUGAAGAUCACUCAAUUAUCUGGCCCAAACAUGAAUAUUUAUAGACUGCCAUCAAAUGGCUGGAAUAUUGCUGUCUGCGGCUUUAAAAAAUGACCACACACAUCAUUAAAUCUAUAUACAUGCUUGAUAUUAUAUUUGCAUUACUUCAGCCUUGUCUGUGUUUAAAAGCUGAUAGUCAGGAUUCUGUAUCUAUUUGCAGUUCCCCUUUAUAUAAUCCAAGGCUGUGAAACAUUGUAGGAUUAUAAAUUACCUAAUUUUAACAUGAUAUUUUCGUUGUGUUUCCGGGAGAGUCUUGUAAUCCAAGGUGCUGUAAUGUUGUAGAACUAUAUCUUACCUAAUAUCUAAAUCAUAUUCUUGUACUGAUUUUGACUCGAUAUUUGUGUUCAAAAUACAGUCAAUAUUCUUCAGUUGUCAGGAAAGCCUUGUCCUCGGUCUGUCCAGUGCUUGCCAAAUGCAAUAGUAUUAUGUUUACUUGAUUUUACAGUAUUAUAUUACAGAUGUUUACUAUGUGAAUUUAUAUGAUGACUGUGCUGAUAUAUGUAAAUUGAAUGUAUGUUUUGUCCCUUAAAACGUGUGACGGCAAUAUUUUCUGUAUUGAUCCAGUAAAUUUUUCCGAAUGGCAA